AACUUCGAGCCAAUGCACUCCCCGCAAACCCACCGAAGUAAAAGCGACGAGACAAGGACCAAACACCAAAAUGCUCUCAUCCACCGCUCUCCGGCCGCUGUCGCCGGCGACGGCGACGACGCCCGCGUACCCCGCCACCGCCACCUCGGCCACGCCCGGGCGGCGCUCGGUGGCGGUGCGCGUGCUGCGGGACUACGGCUCGAUCCCCAAGCGGGAGCCCUUCAGCUCCAGCCGCAGCAUCCUCGACGAGUUCUUCAAGCAGGAGAAGCCUCUCGUCCAGCGCACCAAGGACCACAUCACAGAUUAUUGCACGACCCUUGAAGGCGAUGAUUGCUGCAGCUGCUGGGAUGCCUAUUUUGAACUCAACAAACUCGAGCAAGAGCUACCGCAAGAAGAAAUCUCAAGGAUGGUGAAGGACUCGCGGUCAGACCCAAGGUACCUCAUAAGCAGCAUCCACCACCGGUCAGACCUACGGAAGAAGAUGGCCGAGAAAGCUCACAAUUCAGCGCCAUCAAACUCCCCGGGGCAAACAGCGAAGCCGAGGCCUUUCCCCGUCCCUGAUGGGCUGCCGAAAACGCAGGAAGAGAUUGACGAGGAUGAGGAGGCUCUGAUGCCGGAGUCUCCUUACACGAGGCUGCUGAGAAGGAUGGGGAGGUUCCCUGACUGGUAUACCCCUCGCCCAGACCAUGAGACUGACUGAAUCACUCCAUGGACCAGCCUUGCCUUCCAGAUGUACAGCUUGAAGCUCUGUUCUCCUGGCAUCGAGCAUGGAAGCUUGGAUUGCUGUUGCCUGCUUAGUUGUUUUUUGCUGAGUGGUUAAAUGGAACUAUGUAAUAGUGUGUGCUUCUUGUGGUGUCGAGUUCUUCUCUUUAGAUUCAGAUACCUGCUAAUGUAUCUCUGUAUAUAUGUGUUUGGGAAUAGAGUUCUUGACUACUA
This is a messenger RNA of Triticum urartu, 936 nucleotides long. It is a transcript of the gene MEE14, whose product is annotated as maternal effect embryo arrest 14. Gene Ontology annotation, biological process: pollen tube guidance. Gene Ontology annotation, cellular component: cytosol; nucleus. The record is from RefSeq and is a predicted model, not a curated record. NCBI's taxonomy places the organism in Eukaryota, Viridiplantae, Streptophyta, Magnoliopsida, Poales, Poaceae. Gene Ontology annotation, molecular function: mediator complex binding.